This is a messenger RNA of Monomorium pharaonis (pharaoh ant), 1892 nucleotides long. RefSeq lists its product as uncharacterized. The transcript is spliced from 4 exons. Bases 1 to 1065 code for a protein of 354 amino acids. Gene Ontology annotation, cellular component: Fanconi anaemia nuclear complex. Gene Ontology annotation, biological process: interstrand cross-link repair. The record is from RefSeq and is a predicted model, not a curated record. NCBI's taxonomy places the organism in Eukaryota, Metazoa, Arthropoda, Insecta, Hymenoptera, Formicidae.
AUGUGCGAGUCGACGCAACGACGCAAUGCGAGCGAAAUGAUGCGGGAAAAUACGGAUUCAGAGGCCUUUUUCGAAAAGUAUACGAUAUCAGAAAGGACCAUGGCGAGACUUGAAUCUAUCAAGGAAGCGAUGAAGGAUAACAUCGCCCAAGCCAAUCCAUUAUGGAAACUUAUAGCUGGACAGGAUGAAGAAGAAAUAUCUUUGGAAAGUGAAGAAAGCGACAAUAAUGAUGGCUCAAUGAACAAUAGCGAAUCCCAAAUAAUACCUGAUCAAUCAGAACCACUACCAUCCACUCAAUUCUACUUCACACAAUCGGAGAGACUCAUAGAACCAACUACAGCUAAUACUAUUUUGGCGCAAAGAUGUGAUAUUUUAGAAUGUGCAUGUGAAAAUUUAGAACGAAAUAACGGUAGGCUGGACUUUGCCCAAUUAGAGAACCUGUCUGAGGAAGAUCUUGUCCCACUGGUGGAUGAGAUAGCAAAAAAAUUAAGUCUCAAGGGCGUCUACAAUCUAUGUCAGUCAAUGAGCAAUAUGACGAUCGAGCAGAGAUUAAAGUAUCUUAAUACAUUUUGCACACAUCUAUUGCUACCGAAGAUAAUUGAUCUUGAGGAGCCAUCUCGUUUAUUGUCAUCUGCUAUUGUCGAAUGCAUUAAAGUAUUUCCAGAUGAGGUUCAGCAACUUAUAUUUGUCCCUAUUCUCAAUACUGAAUUGAAAGACGUAACAUCGGUUAUCACCAUGGUGAACACAUUUGAUCAGCAAAGAAGAGCAGUUCUUUUAAAAGAGUUUCUUGCACACGUCAAAGAAUUGAAACCAUGGCACAUAUUUAUACUGCAAAAUUUUUUAUCUACAAAACUGGAUCAUAACAUGAUUGACAAAACUAUUAAAUUAUUCUCAGAGAAGGCACUUUAUUAUUCUAAAGAUAAAAACUUUGGAAAGCUUGUACUGUCAUUUUUAAAAAAUAAUACUACACUAUCUGAAGAGCAGAAAACUAUGAUGAUUGAAAUUGCUGCCGUCAAUGACACGUUCUUCAAGAAACCUAUAGAAAAUAUUUUAAGGAAUAUGUAAACGGUAAAUCACAUCUAACGACGCAUACAAUUACUAGGUCCUUUCAAUUAACGAAUUUAUACAUAUAUAUAUAUAUAUAUUUAAAGAUUAUAGUUCUUUAUUAUUAUCUUAACUAUAUUAUAUUUAUUAUUUGCUUAAUUGGGAUUUAAUUCUUCUUACAAUGAUAGUUAAGUAUUUUAAAAUUUAAAUUCAAUGUAUUUUAAAACUUAAAUUUAAUAUUAAUAACAUUACAACAUUUGUCAUUUACAUGUUAUAAUUUAUUUUAGUUUUAAUAUCAAUUAAAAUUUAUUUAAAUAUAAUUGAAGAGUUUCUACUUUUUUCAGAAUAUAGAUCACUUGCGACUUUUCUGUUUUUCUUUUUUUUUUAAUUUUGUCUUGUAUAUAAAUGCUUUGCUAGUUUUGUCAAUUGUAAUUUCUUUGCUAUUUCUUAUUCAACUUUUUAUCUGAACUUGCUCCUUAAUUUUAAUGAUAUAAAAAUGAAAAAGAAAGAAAGAAUUGUCGCUUUUUUUUUAUUUCUUCGAUAAUACUAAAUAUAGAAUGAUUCUUUUCACACCGAGUUUUAUGUGUACUAUUCAUAAUAUUUUUCUUAUAAAUAAAAUUUGCUACUAAGAAUUUGGUACAGAUAUAUUAACCCUUUUAAAGUAGGAAGUGGAAUACUUCCCACCUCAUUUUCUUCAAUUUUUUAAAUAUAACUGAGGUCUGUUACAUCAUAUGAUUGUGAAAUAAACUGUUCUAUAUUUAUUAAUGUUAGAACUAUACACUACUAUACUAGUUUUGCAUCGAUCAUACAUUUUGUAAUUAUUAAUAAAUAAACAAUGAUGAAAAAUG